AUGGUGAGAUCUGGAAAAGUUGUUUUGAAGAGGAUAGAAAACAAGAUAAACAGACAGGUAACCUUUUCAAAGAGAAAAUCUGGUCUUUUCAAGAAAGCCCAUGAAAUCUCUCUUCUUUGCGAUGCUCAAGUUGCCUUGAUCAUCUUCUCCCCUAGAGGCAAACUCUUUCACUACUCUUCUUCUUCUUCCGAUUCCUGCAUGGAAAAUAUCCUUGAAAGACAUGAAAGUUAUUCUUAUGGUGAAAGGCAACUCCAUGCAAUCAAUCAGGAGUCUCAGGAAACUAACUGGAAUCUGGAGUAUGCUAGUCUUAAAUCAAGACUGGAGGUUGUGCAAAGAAACCAUAGGCAUUUCAUGGGAGAAGAUUUGGAAUCAUUGAGCUUAAGAGAUCUUCAAAGCUUGGAAACCGAGUUGGAUUCUGGACUUAAGAAUAUGAGGUCCAAAAAGAAUCAGUUAAUGCUGAAGUCCAUAUCAGAGCUAGAGACAAAGGACAAGACACUGCAGGAGAAAAAUAACUCACUUGUCAAAAAGGUUAAAGAGAAUGAGGUGGAGGAAAAAGAAGGAGAAGUGGUUUUUCUUCAAAGGCAAAAGCUAAACACAGUCUUGCCCCCUUGGAUGAUCAGCCACAUUGAUCAUCAUCAAUCUUAUGGAUUCUGA
Molecule: messenger RNA, 654 nt
Organism: Impatiens glandulifera
Lineage: Eukaryota; Viridiplantae; Streptophyta; Magnoliopsida; Ericales; Balsaminaceae
Product: truncated transcription factor CAULIFLOWER A-like
Exons: 7
Coding region: 1-654 (217 amino acids)
Biological process (GO): positive regulation of transcription by RNA polymerase II
Cellular component (GO): nucleus
Molecular function (GO): protein dimerization activity; DNA-binding transcription factor activity, RNA polymerase II-specific; RNA polymerase II cis-regulatory region sequence-specific DNA binding
Source: RefSeq, a predicted model, not a curated record